This is a messenger RNA of Rubroshorea leprosula, 543 nucleotides long. The record is from the annotation of a GenBank genome assembly. NCBI's taxonomy places the organism in Eukaryota, Viridiplantae, Streptophyta, Magnoliopsida, Malvales, Dipterocarpaceae.
GCUUUCCAAAGAAAAGAAUCAGAGAAGAAAAUGGAGAAGGCAUUGAGAGUGUACACAGAGGUGCUGAGGCUGGUGCGACGCCUGCCGAAGGACACGAGGCCGUACUACGCCAAAUACGCCCGCGAGAACUUCGUCAACUACAGGGAAGUCGACGCCUCCGACUCCACUGCCCUCGACGAGCUCUUCCACCGCGCCUACAACCACUCCCUUUGGGUCCUAAACAAGUAUUCGGUGGAGGAGUCGGCUGCAAGUAGGUUGAAGGAGAUUUGUUACGGGCCAUGAGUGAAUACCAGUUAACUGUUUGAUCUUAUGCUUAAAUGAGCUCGCGGUGCGCUUCCCCUUCUUUUUUCUGGAAAUUUUAUAGCUACUAAUAUAAUACGGAUGAUAGUGAUUUUCUGGUUUCAUGUUUUUAUUGGACUGAGUUUCCGAACGGACCAUGUAUGCAUGGUAGAUAAUUUGGUUGAGGUAAAUGUCCUCAGUUUAGCUAGAGUUGAAUGUUGGGGUGAUGCAGCUUGGUCUGUUUAAUAAUGCAAUUUAAAUUUU